GAAGAGAAUUCAAUUGAGUUCGAAAGGGAAGAUGGCGGCGGCAGCAAAAAAAAGCGUUCUGUCUUCCUUGGCGGUUUAUGCAGAAGAUUCCGAGCCCGAGUCCGAUAGCGAGGCCGGCGGAGCCGGUAGCGACCGAGGAGCAGGGACGGAAGAAAAAGGAGGUUUGGUGUCAGAAAGCUAUGGAGAAGAUGACUUCAGUAAAAUGGAAGGAGAAGAGGAUGGUUAUGAUGAAGAUGAUGAUGAAAACAGCAGACAGUCAGAAGAUGACGAUUCAGAGACUGAAAAACCUGAGGCUGAUGACCCAAAGGACUUUUCAGAACUGGAGAAGAGAGAUCCCCAGGAGUUAGUUGCUUCCUUCUCUGAGCGUGUAAGGAACAUGUCACCUGAUGAGAUCAAAAUCCCCCCAGAACCACAAGGCAGAUGUUCCAACCACCUACAGGACAAAAUACAGAAGCUGUAUGAGAGGAAAAUCAAGGAAGGUACAGACAUGAACUAUAUCAUUCAGAGGAAGAAAGAGUUCCGAAACCCCAGCAUCUAUGAGAAGCUGAUCCAGUUUUGUGCAAUUGAUGAACUUGGCACUAAUUACCCCAAGGACAUGUUUGAUCCUCAUGGGUGGUCUGAGGAUUCAUAUUAUGAGGCACUAGCAAAAGCACAGAAAAUUGAAAUGGACAAGCUAGAAAAGGCCAAGAAAGAGCGAACAAAGAUUGAAUUUGUAACAGGCACUAAGAAAGGGACAACAAAUGCUCCCUCUACAACCACCACAACAGCUAGCACUGUGGGUGGAGAUGCACAGAAGAGGAAAAGCAAAUGGGAUUCUGCCAUUCCUGUGACAACAAUUGCUCAGCCCACCAUUCUCACAACCACUGCAACAUUGCCAGCUGUUGUAACUGUUACCACUAGUGCAAGUGGCUCCAAAACAACAGUGAUCUCAGCUGUCGGCACCAUAGUGAAAAAGGCAAAACAGUGACAUGCGCAGUAAAGAGACUGACUGAGAGAUUGAAGCUUUUUUUGAGAUUUGACUGACACCAAAAUCACCGUCUUUGAAAUAAAGGAGGGACACUCUUUUCCAGAUCUGAAAAUGAAAGACUGUUGAAAGUAGGAAGGAGAGAAGUGGACUUGCCUAUUUAUAAUGGAGUUUUCUGUGGAAAAAAGCUCUUAGGCUUUUGUAUAACUGCUCUCUAAAGUACUGUGUGCAAUGCAGCGUCACUGUGUCAAUCUUAUACUUCAUUGAAAGCUGUAUUACAACUGUCACUACAUUAGGAUCUUCACAGAAUGUGAAGCUCUUUAGAAGCUUUUAGAAGAAAAACUAUUCUGGGUUGGACAAUUCAGUGACAUGUAUUCUUCUCUCUGCAUCCAUUACAGGCAAGAUUCAGUACUGCUCUAAAAAUUUAAGAGGACAAAGUAUAUAUGACAACUCGGUUUCAUGCAGGUCAUUGUAUGGACUAAGAUGAGUUGUUCCCGUGCAAUCCAUUUAGAUUAAAGGUCACAAAUCAGGAACUGGAACACUGUGAAAUUUGAGAGAUGAAACAAUUCAUAACAUUAGUAGUGAGGCCUGUCUUUGGGGAAUCUUUGUGCAGAUCUGAACCCAGCUGAUAGGAUGUUUGUGAACAAGAAAUCAAAUAGGUGUUCUGUAUGGUGACACUUGUUGUUGGAGUUAUACAUAUACAUUUUGAAUGUCUUUUGUGUAUGUGUAAUAGUAACAAAGGUUCCAAAUAGGGAUGUUUAUAACUCACUGAUUUGGCAACCAGAUGUUCCACAGACUUCCAGAACAUUCUGUUCCAUCUCUGGACCAUGCUGAAUGCCCUCCCAGACCAUGCCAUUUCGGGGGCAGUUAGGCAGUUUCAGAAGUAAACACCACACAUCUUCCAGUUCUGUUCUGGAGCUCUAAAUUUUGCACAUCCCUAGUUCCAAAGUACAUAAUUGUACAAUACUGCCAUUUUCACUAGUGUAAGUAAAAAAUGCUAUUGGUUUAAAUUUGUAUAAGCUUUCUUACUGGUUUGACUUAAAUGUUAGAAUAUAAAAACAAACUUUUGAAA
Molecule: messenger RNA, 2036 nt
Organism: Candoia aspera
Lineage: Eukaryota; Metazoa; Chordata; Lepidosauria; Squamata; Candoiidae
Gene: SAP30BP
Product: SAP30 binding protein
Exons: 11
Coding region: 32-967 (311 amino acids)
Biological process (GO): regulation of DNA-templated transcription
Cellular component (GO): nucleus
Source: RefSeq, a predicted model, not a curated record